AUGGAAGAUAGCGGUGCACAUUUUUUCGAGGGGACUGAGAAGCUGCUGGAGGUGUGGUUCUCCCGUCAGGACGAGACCAAAGGAACCGGCGACCUCCGCUCCAUUCCGAGGUUUGAGUGGGACAAACUGUUGGAGAAUGUGCAUUGUUUGAUUAUAAGUGUGACGAAGACAGACAAGCAAGAAGCUUAUAUACUCAGUGAGAGUAGCAUGUUUGUCUCCAAGAGACGUUUCAUUUUGAAAACGUGCGGAACCACCCUUUUGCUGCAAGCACUGGUCCCUCUGCUGGAGUUGGCCCGGGAGUAUAGUGGCUUUGAUGCUAUUGAGAAUUUUUUUUACUCUCGUAAAAACUUCAUGAAGCCAACACACCAGGAAUUCCCUCAUCGAAACUUUCAAGAAGAGGUGGACUUCCUCAGCGAGAUUUUCCCAAAUGGAGCAUCCUACUGUAUGGGACGGCUGAACUCUGACUGCUGGUACUUGUUCACUCUGGAUCUGCCGGAUUACUGGCAGAACAAGCACGCUGACCAGACCCUGGAAGUUCUGAUGAGCCACCUGGACCCAGCAAUCAUGGACCAGUUCUUUAUGAAAGACGGUGUUUCCGCAAGUGAUGUCACUCGUAUGAGUGGAAUUCGUGACCUGAUUCCAGGUUCAGUGAUUGACGCCACAUUGUUUAACCCAUGUGGCUACUCCAUGAACGGCAUGAAGAAUGAUGGAACCUACUGGACAAUCCACAUUACUCCAGAGCCCGAGUUCUCCUAUGUCAGCUUUGAGACUAACCUGUCCCAGACUUCUUACGAUGACCUGAUUCGCAAAGUGGUGGAAGUCUUCAAACCGGGAAAGUUUGUCACAACCCUUUUUGUCAAUCAGAGCUCCAAGUGCCGCAGUGUCUUCUCUUCCGCCGAGAAACUGGACGGCUACAAGAAAGUGGACCGGCAGUUGGCUCAAUUCAACGACUACAACUUUGUCUUUACCAGCUACGCCCAGAGGUGUCCACAGAACCAGAAGAGCUGA
This is a messenger RNA of Knipowitschia caucasica, 1008 nucleotides long. The record is from the annotation of a GenBank genome assembly. NCBI's taxonomy places the organism in Eukaryota, Metazoa, Chordata, Actinopteri, Gobiiformes, Gobiidae.